Odobenus rosmarus divergens (Pacific walrus) is the source of this 647-nucleotide messenger RNA. It is a transcript of the gene CATSPERZ, whose product is annotated as testis expressed 40. Gene Ontology annotation, cellular component: sperm principal piece; CatSper complex. Lineage: Eukaryota; Metazoa; Chordata; Mammalia; Carnivora; Odobenidae. The transcript has 5 exons. Bases 21 to 647 code for a protein of 208 amino acids. Gene Ontology annotation, biological process: flagellated sperm motility; sperm capacitation. The record is from RefSeq and is a predicted model, not a curated record.
GGGUCCGUUGGGGCAGAACCAUGGAGGAAAAGCCUUUCAAAGCGUCUUUGGGCAGCUAUGGCUCAGACAAGUCGAGCCCAGACAACGACAUCCGGAAUCUGUGGACCAGGGCCACGCUGUCGCAGCCGAAGCUGAAUGUGCCGCGGUCCAGUGUCGGCGAGAACUCAGACAUGGAGGGCGGUGGCAUCGGCCGCAAGUCCCGCCGGUGGUACAACCAGAAGGCCGGCCGCGACUCAGACGGUGGUUGGGAAGAAUGGGAUGACGGAGAGGACAAGGGCAGUUUCAAACAGGAGGAUCUGAACGAGUCCUCCUUGUUGGAGCUGGAGCUGCGUCGGGCCAGCUCCCUGCGAAGCCGUUUAGGGGAGGACGUCGAUUCCGUGACCGACACCGAAAUGUCUUCCUCAGAGUCAUCGCUCAAUAUCUCGAAGCACACACCCCAUCGAGCCUACUGGAUGGAGCAGCAGAACAGGCUGCCACUGCCUCUGAUGGAACUCAUGGAGAAUGAAGCUCUGGAAAUCCUCACCAAAGCCCUCCGGAGCUACCGGUCAGGUAUUGGCCGGGACCACUUCCUGACCAAGCAGCUGCAGCGAUGCAUCGAGGGGCUCAAGAGGCGCCAGAGCAAGAGGCUGCACCUCUUGGUGCACUGA